Molecule: messenger RNA, 2204 nt
Organism: Triticum aestivum (bread wheat)
Lineage: Eukaryota; Viridiplantae; Streptophyta; Magnoliopsida; Poales; Poaceae
Product: serine/arginine repetitive matrix protein 1
Exons: 2
Coding region: 425-1249 (274 amino acids)
Source: RefSeq, a predicted model, not a curated record
AAGGAUACACAACACACCUCGGAUUCACAGGAUAUGUUGCCUAAAUGAUGUGCCCUGUUUUGAUGGUUGAAAAGCCACUAGAUAAUUCUAGCUCCCACGCUCCUGCGACGCACCACUCCGGUGCCCGCAGCCACCAUUGUCGCCGCCCAGCUCCCUCCAUCCCAACAAGGCUACUCCCCGGUCUCGCCGCGGUUCCCUCCGGGAUUCCCUAUGCCGUGGUUCUUGCGACCAGAUCCGCUGGUGGCCCUCUUCCCACAGCUUGAGGGGGGCUCCUUAGAUCUGCGUAUCCAGACCGGCGCUGCUCUGCCGGAGUGCUGCGCGGCGGCCUCAGGUGCGAUAAGGCGUUCCGCAAGGUGUGGUUCGCUUCUCAGGAUGCCCUGCUGGAUCCCACCCCCAAGCUCCCCGUCCAUGGCCUCCUCCGGCCAUGUCUGAAAGCGGCGCCGGCUGCCUCCAUGUCGGCGGGUCGGCGUGCGGCGCGGGACGCCUCCUCGAGCCCGGCGUCUCCUGUUGCAGGUUCAAGGCGGGGCACAUCCUCGAGCCAUGCACCUCCUUCUGCGGACUCAAGGUGGUGCCCCGAUGCGGACUGCAGCCGGUCGGAGGAAUGGCAUCUCGUUCGGCCAACAUAUUGGUGGCGUCAGCGGCGCUCCGACCUCCAGCUUCCGAGCCGCCGACCCGCGUCUUCAUUUUCUGCCCCUGGGCAGAGAGCAUUCGUCAAGUUCAUAGAAUGCCGUCAGAUUGGCCAUCGCGCUCGGAACUGCACCAACCCCCUGAAGACGCCACCACCGCCUCCACCUCAGACGCUUCGCCUGCGGCCACCGUACAACGGUUGCCUAGUUCUUCUGCAGCAUGCCUGCACCCCGCUGGACCAAUCACCCGCUCGCAUCCUGUCGACGGAGAGCCCCGCCAUCGAGAAAGACAUGUGCCGGCGCCGGGUCGCCACGAUGACGACGACGAUAAUGAGUGUGGUGCGGUUAGCCCUGCUUCGGGCCGAAGGGCAAGGAACAGAGCGCACGACCGCUCGCCUGACGCGUCGUCCCGAGACUCUGUUGCCGCUGCCACCCUGGAUUCUCGCGGACGCUCACCUCCGCCAUCGCCGCGCACCACCUCUCGAGACAUCUCGAGAUCAAGACUACCAGCUCUGCCAUGGUCUCGCCUCCGCCAUUGCCGCGCACCACCGCUCAGGACAUUAUCGAGAUCGAGACUACCAGCUCUGCCAUGGGCUGGCUCUGUGGAACCACCGCCGGUCUAGAUGCCAGGAUCCAGCCGUCCUUCUCGCUGGAUGAUUGUGAGACGCGAGAUUCUUCGAUGCAGGCAAAGCCUGAGCUUGUGCUGGCAACACCUGAUGGGGAGAUCACCCCAGCUCUGUACCCAGGCAGCUGCAUCUUUUAACUCCUCUGGUGCGGUACUCUCGACGCCAACCCCUCCGGAUAUGCAACAAGAUACUAGCCCGGGCCUGGACCACAACAGUGAGGCAAGAUCUACACCCAUCCACUACUCCUCCCCGGGAUGCUUGACUGAAGACGCAGCUACUCCAAUCUUCAUUCCUCGCAUGCCGGCCCUGCUGCCGUCUCCCUCGCCAUGCACAACUCCCCCAAGACCUCCCAAGGCGAGACACAAAACUUUGGCAGGUGUCACUGGGUUCCAGUUGCAGAGACAAAGCCCACGGCUUCGGGCCAAGAAAAGGGGUGUGCCCAUUGCCAAGCUUGCGGAGCAACUUCUAUGCCACCGGAUGGGCAUCGUUGCUGAAGGCGAACAGGUCACGGAGACGGCAAUCAUCAAGUUUGCUAAUCUGUUCCAUGAUCGCCUUCCUGACAUUGCGAUUGCGGUGCUGCGUGCGCUGUUUCAGCUUGAUUGUGACCUCUCCACCGCGGUCGAGGACGCCCUGGUGCUUCAUGGAGGGGAAGGUGGGCCGGAUGUGAGCGAGCAGGCUGCUGGGGAUGCUUGAAGCUCCGUCUGCCGCUGAUGAUGUAGCCAAGUUUCUCAUGUUAGUGCACCCUAAUAGCCGGUCCUUAGUGUGGUUCUGUACGCCUGUUUGUGGUUGCGCCUGUGCGCCACUGAACUUGGGCCUGGCGAGACUGGUCGUCGCUGUAACUACCACGCCUGUUUGUGGCUGCGCCUGUGCACCAAUGAUCUGGGUCCUAGCGAGACCAAAUAUGGCUGUAGCGUUCAAGAAGUUAUGUGUUCCCCAUGUGGGUUAUGAGGUA